Messenger RNA from Anopheles arabiensis, 1896 nucleotides. Its product is annotated as procathepsin L-like. Gene Ontology annotation, molecular function: cysteine-type endopeptidase activity. NCBI's taxonomy places the organism in Eukaryota, Metazoa, Arthropoda, Insecta, Diptera, Culicidae. Gene Ontology annotation, cellular component: lysosome. The record is from RefSeq and is a predicted model, not a curated record. The transcript has 4 exons. The coding region runs from base 165 to 1076 and encodes 303 amino acids.
CAAAAGCAAACACUCGCACCCCAAUGCUACCCUGGCAGCGGGCGGUCAGUACUGCGGUGACCACAGUCGGGUUUAUUAAUUUGCCAGUUGCUCGCCGGCUUAAUAGCUCGUUAAACGUCGCGCGCCAGUGAGUAAAGCCGGGCAUCGGGACGACCGUUCGCAUCAUGCACAUUCGCCACAGUCAUUUAAUCCUGUACCUUGCCGUUGUUGGUGGGUUUGUGGUUGCCGCGGAUUUUCCACCCCAGCGGCACAGCCCUAAACGCGCUCGGAAGCAAUCGCAAACCGCGAUCCUGCAAUCGGUCGGUAAGCGAUCGCACGGUAACCGAGACGCGUUGGUUUCGCUGUCCGAGGAGCUGGAGAUGGUGGCUGCCGCAGAGGCGACGACCGUCUCCAGCAAGAAAGCAUCGCCAGCGACGGUUGCAACGCCCGGGAAUGCCACCGCAGCAGCAGCACCUGUCAUCACGACCACAACGGAAAGUGAUUUGUUUCGCUCGUACAUGCAAACGCACCGCAAGAAGUAUUACGCCAAGUAUCGGGCCGACCGGAGACGGUCCGCGCUGAUGGAAAACAUGCAGGAGAUCCAGGAGCACAACAAAGCGUUCGAGGCCGGCAGCAAUCGAUUCCGCAUGGCACCGAACGCGUUCGCCGACAUGCACAACAGCGAGUACCGCAAGCGCCUGGUACGGCUGAAGAUGGACCCGCACCGGAAGGUGGAGCCGGCGGUCGCGGACGAGAUCGUCAGCAGCAGCAACGAGCUGCCGGCGGAGCUCGAUUGGCGCGAGAAGGGCUUCAAAACGGCACCGGCCAAUCAAAAGACCUGCGGCUCCUGUUACGCCUUCAGCGUGGCGUACGCCAUAUCGGCCCAGCUAAUGAAGCACAUCGGCCGGGUGGAGCUGGUGAGCGAGCAGCAGAUGGUGGACUGUUCCACCGCGAACGGCAACUUGCGCUACCAGCAAGUGCGGCGGAAAUGCAACAAUUUGAUGUCGGUGCCUUGCUGCAAUCGCCCGACUGAACGUGUACGACCGUUACGAUCCGUUACCCUACCGACAGCGACGCCCGCCAACCUGCUUGCCUGACGUACAUAAUUUAAUGCACCUGUAGCUGCAUCGAAAACACAAAGCCCCAGUCAGACAACACGCUGACGCUGAGUGCAUUGUUGCAGUUUACGCCUACCUACCUAUCGGUCUACCAAUCGGUCGUGGCGGGAUCUAUAAAUAAGUUGACGGGCGUCUCGGAACAGCAACACAACCGAGCACCGUCACCGGGAUGACUGAUAACAAUCAAUGUCACGCCAUCAAAGCUGCCUCCCCCACCCACGUGAGGAGAAGGGAAAUCAAUUCCAGAAGGCCCCCGGGGGAAGAUGGUUUGGCAUUCCAAUUAAACCUCAAUAAACAGUUCCCCUUGCUUAUCAGUGGGCGACGGCAGGCUGGUGCUCCCGUUGCUGGUGAAAGACAUGCCCAUUAAGCCAUGUGUUGCUGUGUGCCGUUUGUCGGACUUCAUUAGAGCAUUAUGUUUGUGGCGAAAUAACAAAAAAAGGGAGGAAUCCAAGGAUGUAUGCAUUUUAAUGAGCUUGUAAUGUGGGUGAGCAGCUUUGCCAUAAUCCUCGCUGAUGUAGGUUUCAGUGAAACAAAUCCAUUUAAACGUUCUUUGCGAGAUGUGUUUGGAAAAAGGUGUUAUCUUGCUCCUUUCUUAUUAGAUUUUUAAAUUGAAAAUGUUCGAUUGGGUGUACCCAAUAGGAAUAGUAGUAGGAUAGGAGUCAUAAAACGAAUGUUUGGUAAAACAAAAGCAUUUGCGAACUUUCUCAAUACUGAAUGGGGACAUAUGCUCGUCUACAACAUAGUUGUCUUGUAAUAUCAUCUAAUAAAGAAUAAAUCGAAAUGGCUUACUUUCUGUUUA